AUGAAACGUACAACUGCUAAAUGGUGCACAUACAAAUAUUUCAGUGGUUCAGAAAAACUCGCGCCGUCUAUAGUAUACCGUAAAGGUUAAAAAUAUAAGUAAUGCCCUGAUCUGUGUUUUUGUUCACAUGCGCACACCGUCGCUCCUUCACUGGCAGUUUGCCGAGUGUAAGCGCUCUGACGCUAUUAAAUGUCAUCUGGUGAAUGGGAUUUGCGUGCUCUCAAGGCACUCGAAGAAGAGGAACAAAAAGCAUUCCUCGCGCUUAGUAGAAGAAGCAUAUUCGAGCCCCCAUCCCCACCGACAGGUGAAAGGUUGCUGCAACAGACCCAAAAACUGAAGCAGCAGCAAUUUCAACCGAAACUAACCUAUGCGCAACUGUAUCCGCAUAUAUUGAAACUGCCCACUAUUAAUGAAUGUAACCUGAUUGCGGCGGCUCGAAGGCGUCAACUUCUUCUGCAGCAACAGAACAUAUCAAGCAAUAACGCAAGUGGCAGACGUUUAAAAUUCACGCGCGCUCUUUCCCUUUCGGCGAAUUCGUUGACAGCACGUAGCAGUGCCCAUGGGAAAAAAAUUGCCGCCUCGAGAUCUAAGGCUCCCAAUGUGCCCCCGAUUAGUAAUUCGGGCUCACCGCCUCGGUCUUUCAGUGCUUCCCCCGUCUACACGCCACCGCCGAUUAGACGAUGCGCAACACAUUAUCAAACCCAGCCGGCACGAAAGGCUUUCAAGACUCUUCAGCAGUUGGAAAAGCAAAAAAAGGAUUGCAAAAUAGAGGCUGGAGAGACGCUGAAACGUGUACUUGGAACUAACAAAACAUCCUGGAAGUACGGUGCCAACUCUACUGCCGCUUCGAUCAUUGGCCAACGCAAAAGGUGGAAUUCUUCCUUGGUAGAAAUCGAGUCCAACACUUCUGAUGAGCUUGGUUCAGAGGACACCACCAACAACGUCAGCGGCAAGGGUAGCCAAACCAACUCUGACCACUGGUUGAAAUCGUAUGUAGACGUAGACUGUGACGAUAGUGCUACUGAGACCGGAUCGUGCACAGUGCCAUUGGCUUCGAACUCGAUCGAAAUGAUGCGUCUUAUGUUGUCGGCGGCCACCGCUGCCGUUACCACUCACAAAACAAAUACACAAGUAGCUGAGGCUGUUACCGAAUGCGUAUCAAAAGAUGUUGAUUAUUUACUUAACGAACGACCGUUGAAUUCUGCAGGCUCAGUGAAUUCGAUAUUAAGUAAUGGAAUGGUAUGUAAAGAACACUCAACCCCCGAAACCACCCCCCCACCGUUGUUCACAGCUAAAAUAAAUGGUGGCAAAAAUGUGGCGCAAAGUGGCUACGGCAGCACAUUUCUUCCAUUAUCAUCGCGUUAUCCCUUAAAAUUACCCGCGCCAUUAUUUACGCCUGAAGAGAAAACUGUUGCUUUUAAAGCUUUUCACGAACAUCAGCGAAGAAAGAGCCUCUCAUACAACGGUGUUCGUACUGCAUCGACGCUUCAGCGUGGCAGAAGUUUAGCAGAAGCCUCUGUCAAUGACAGUGGCAGCAGCAGUAACAGCCGGUCGUGCACGACAACAGGGCAAAGCGUUCACAGUUCAAGCGUUCGCAAUUUGCUGAAAGCCAACUCGUUGGAUAUGAGUACGCAGUUUGAUGCAGGUUUGAAUGCUGAUGGCGGGAAUUGUACUCUACAAAAUUCCACCUUAAUUACAAAUCCAAGGUCUGAUGGCAAAAAAACGGCCUCGACAGCACCAAUAAAAGGACUAGAUGUGCUAUCUAAAUCAACAAUUGACGUAGUCGGAUUAAAUGUACAAGGCCGUUUCGACAAGAAAGUAACGCAACAGCAGCAACAACAACUUCAGAACUUACAUUUACACAGCCAUGCAGAGCUCCCACAUCUUCCCUCGAUGUUAUGCAUCCCAUCAGAUAAUGACGGGAAUUGCCACAACUCAGCGCCAGUGUCCAAUAUGAUGGUGACAGACCAAAAAUCUGUGACAGCACUGGCGUCGCUACAUCAGCAUGUUAUCGAUAAUGAAUUGGAGCAGCAUAUCAAACAUUGCUCUUGCUCAUGCAAUCAUAUGGGAUAUGGGAACUCCAUGGAUUAUCAGUCGACUGGCUUCGGCGGUUUACCUGAUGUCACCGAGCACUCCAAUGCACGCCGCACACUCUCUCGCCAAAACUCAACUUCGAACAGUGAUUCCGGUGGCGAAAUUGCCAGCAUUGAAAAGUCAAAAGUGAACUUUGACGACGGCAGACCGCUACCAACCGCUCACCCCGCUAACAUCAAGCGUAAAUCGAAGGCAGCUCACCAAGCAGCCAGUGACAGCUGUGCCAGAGUACACCGCUUCAAAGCGCGCCGUGGCUGCUGUGCUAUAUUUUUGACUCUCAUCGCCGUACUUUGCCUGAUAACCAUCGUCGCCAUGUUCGCAUACCAACACUUUGUGGCGCCAAGCCGCAAUUCACAUGCCCAGAGACUGAGAAUCGUACAGCGGAUACUGAAAGAGGUUCCGCUGGUGGAUGGCCACAACAACUUUGCGUGGAAUGUCCGGAAGUACGCGCACAACAGUCUGGAGUUGGUGCAUAUGAGACGCGAUCCCAGUGCCAAGAUUUUAUGGACGCGACCUUCGUGGGCACAGACGGAUAUGGAGAGGCUGAAGCAAGGACUAGUUGGUGUGCAAAUGUGGUCAGCGUAUGUGCCUUGCGAGUCAUUAGGCCUGAAUGCGGUCCAAGUGGCGAUAGAACAAAUCGAUAUUAUACGACGCUUGACCGAAAUGUACUCUCUGGAAACGGUAUUGGUAAGCUCCUCGAAGGAUAUUUUAACAGCUCGACAGCAUGGACAGAUGGCUUCACUAAUCGGUAUAAAAGGCGGGCACGCCAUUGGUUCCUCAUUGGCGGUUUUACGAUCAUUCUAUUCGGUCGGCGCACGAGCGCUCAGCCUUACGCACAAGUGUGAUCUCUCGUGGGCAGGCUCAAGUGCUUCAGAAUCAGAGAGCGGGUUAUCCACUUUUGGCAAAGCGGUUAUCCGUGAAAUGAAUCGUCUCGGAAUGAUGGUCGAUCUGUCCUACAGUUCUGAUGCAACGGCUCGCGAUGUCUUGCAAAUCACCCGCGCUCCCGUUAUCUUCUCUCACUCCGCCGCACGACAACUGUGCAACUCUACACACAAUGUACCCGACGAAAUUCUUCGGUUGGUCGCAGACAAUGGCGGCCUCAUCAUGGUUAGCUUCGACCCUGAAGAUGUUGCAUGUGGUCAGCAGGCAUACCUGAGCGAUGUAGUCGAACACAUCAAACACAUUCGCACAAUAGCUGGCGUACAACAUAUUGGCAUUGGCGCGGGAUAUGACGGCAUCGAAGUGCCGCCUAUCGGACUUGAGGACGCGUCCAAAUAUCCAGAUUUGCUGGCAACACUCCUUCAAGAUCACAACUGGAGUGAGCAAGACAUAGCAAUGCUGGCAGGCAAAAACUUUCUACGCAUCCUGGAGACCGUGGAAAACGUACGCGAUUACUGGAAACGUGCCGACAUUCAGCCCCUAGAACAGAUUGAGCCGCAACCGAAGCCACAAUGCACGUACAUGUCAUCGUGACCACUGCCGGAGGCGGUGCCCAGCACUUAUGCUGCCGAGAAAGGAAGAAAUCUGAGAUGGUGCAAUUUCAUGCUGCUAGCCUUGAUUAGCUACGGCAAUCUAAAGUACUUAAAUAUUUAUCAGGGUGAUCGCACUUUUAGGAUGGAAUAGAGCAAAAUAAUCAAAGUCUGCGCACACUGAUAGACGCCGUGGGCUUAAAUGUAAUAAAAUUAGUGUUUUAGGAAAUUUGCAUGCCUACAUAGACUACUUCAUGUCUACGUAAGUAUAUGUAACGAAAUAUCUAGUUAAUCGUAUUUAGGUUAUCCACAUUUGCAUGCAUGUACAGCCGUAGAAUCUUGCACAUUCGAAAUGUUUGAAACAGUACAAGUACAUGCAUUGUAUGAUUUAAGAAAAAUUAGUUGUGAAAAUGAAGUCUGUUAAGGAACUACUCAAUAACUGAAACUUUACUUGUUUAAGUGAAAAAUAGUCAAAUACGUAAGUAUAAAUAUAAGGAUUGAAGAGUGAAAAAUUAGAAGUUGCGCAAGCAAAUUUAUAAGCAUAUCCGUUCAAAUUAUUACUGUCGAAUCUUGUUUAAGUACAUUUAAGAGAAUAAGCGAGAGUGCAAAACACGUGUAAAUGCAUACUAACAUAUAUAUCUUGAUAUGUAUGCUAUAAUGUACCUUUAUUAGGAGUCAAGGUCACCCUUAGAUGCGCUCCGAUCAUUACGUUUAUAGUCAAAUAUAUUAUUUAAAUUUUCUGUCCAGACAGACGCUAGGUGAAUGUGCCAACAAAUAUUAUAUAUACUUAUAUUAUACUUGUAUACAAACAUUAUAUUAUAUACUAUUAAAUUUGGAAUUCAUGAUUUCAUGUUGAUUUAAUCGUUACCAAGACAAUCUUUACCGCACUUAAACAAAUUAAGGAGUUCAAGGAUUAAAAGACAGAUUUUACAGUAUAUUUUGGGCAUCCUCUUCCAAGUGCCGAUCUGGGAUCCUAAUUUUCUGUUUUCGUCAUAUAUAAAUAUUUACACACAUUCAUGGAUGCGGGUGCAUAUACACUUUUUUGCACACUUUUUUUUGGUUUUCAAUAAUUUUUUUUGACAAUUAAAAUUCCGUGUAAAAUAUCUUGAAGCGCCUUUCAACAUUUGAUUCAACUCCAAACUCUUCAUUGAGUUGUACAGACUUUAUCAUCAACUUUAUUUGAUCUGAUUGCUUCAAGAAACCGAGAUAAUUUCGUUUAAUUACUUUUAGCAGCCGCCACAGUUAAUGUGCUUGCGCGUGGUGUCCCACAGGUCUUGAGUCGGGAAUAUACUCUGGAGUAGAAACACUCGACAAGCUACUGCAAAGUUUCAAAUAUACUUUAACCGAAAAAAAGGUUAUAAUUAAAAACCUCCAGCCUUUGCAGAAAGCAAAAUUGUAAUAUUUUCGUUUCUAUGAGACGAAUACAUACUCUGAGAAGAAACUCAGCAUAAGCCAUUCUGGGGUGAAUGGACCACGCUACAUAAUUCUUAAAAUUAUUAAAAUUGGAUAAAAAAUGUUUCAAUUCGAAGGAAAGUUUAAAUGAUAUUUGUACAUACAGUUAAUGUUGUAAUCACCAGCCUGGUUUGAAAUUUUUGAUUGAAUAUGAACACAAUCAAGACACUCGUUAAUUAUUUCUGUAUACAUACAUAAAUACAUUUUUCAAAGUGAG
Molecule: messenger RNA, 5232 nt
Organism: Anastrepha obliqua
Lineage: Eukaryota; Metazoa; Arthropoda; Insecta; Diptera; Tephritidae
Exons: 3
Coding region: 190-3567 (1125 amino acids)
Biological process (GO): proteolysis
Molecular function (GO): metallodipeptidase activity
Source: RefSeq, a predicted model, not a curated record